AUGACGAAACCGAAAGCCAAGAAGCCCGAGAAUCUCGGCAAGGGCACCGUCACUCCCGUUCAGAUCGCCUUCCUCGUCGACCAGUACCUCUCCGAUAACUCCUACUCCGAGUCCCGCUCCGUCUUCCGCACCGAAGCCUCAACCCUCUUCUCCAAGUCCCCAAUCCGCGAGGCGCCGAAGAGCUUGCUGAGUCUGUCGGAGAUUUUGAACGAGUACAUAGAGUUGAAGGAGCAGAAGGUGUUGCUGGACCAUGAGAAGGCGAGGGUGGAGCAGGAGAAGACCAGGCUUGAGACGCUUUUGAAUGGGCUGCAGAAUUCGAUGAACAUUUAUAAUGCCGGUGGAAACCCCCAAAUUAAUAAAGCUAACGACGCCGUGGUGCCGAAACAGAUGCUUAUGGCUCCUCAUCCUUGGAUGAUUAGUGGGUCUUCGUUUUCUAAAGCAUUUUCUAUGCAUCAAACAGCAGUUGUUCAUCCAGUAGUCACACCUACCAACACCAACAUGGGGCCUGCAUAUCUCUACUCACCGAUUAUAAGUAACCCGCCUGCAACCAAGAGAAAGGGUUUCAUAGUUGGUGCCAAUCCCCCUCCUGCUGCUAAGAGGUCUCGCAGCAAAGCAUCUGCCAGUAAGAUUCCAAAAAAAGGUGAAGCAACACUUAAAGCAUCAGGUGGUUCACCUAAUAACCAAGGAAGUGCCCCGCCCACUUCAGCUGUUCAAUCAUCACUACAGAACUGUGCUCCCAGUGGCUCCUUGGUUCAAGGAUCCACUGUGGCCAAAUGCUUGUUCACCCAGCCUUCAUCUUCCAAUACCACGGUUACCACCAAUUCUUCUGUUCCUCAAACACCUCCACGAGCUAUUUCCUCUCAAAGUGAUAAAUCUGUGUCUCCUGUUGAGAAUUCUUCAAUUUCUGCCAACAGUGAUAACAAUUCUCCUCCUGAAAUCAGUGCUAAUUGCUGCACUAUAUUUUCCUCCAAGAGAGUGACACUGACCCCUAGCAAAGCUUGCUACACUGUGGAAACAAACCAUUGCAUUUCUUCCUCACCUGCCAAGACAAACUCAAGGAUGUCGAGUAGGAGGGAACAUGUAAAAGGGAGACUAAACUUUGAUUCUUCUGAUGUGCCAAUGGGUUUGGACAAACCAGUUACCGAUGAGAUUUCAGCUGACAAACCAAUCAUUGAAGAUAUAUCAACUCACAAACCAACUGGGGAUGAAGUUUCGACAUCUGAUUCUGAAAAGGAAGCUGACAUUUUUGACAUGGAUAUGCCCAACUUUGAAGCCCUGGGGGUGGAUUUCAACUUCACUGAAAUGUUAGGUGAACUAGAUCUUGAUUAUGGAGAACUUGGUUUCACUUGUCAACCAUCUUCGAGUGCUUUCAUGGGAAAUGUUUCAGGGUCAUCUCAUAUGGAUGGUAAUGAGGGGGCCAAUCAAGUUAUGUCAGAAUUUUCAUCAACCGUGACAGAAUUAAUAUCAGAGAAGGGCACUAGUGCUCAAGGACCUGAUUCUAUGACAACAAUGAAGUCUGUAACAAAAUGCAUCAGAAUUAUAAGCCCAGUGAAAAAGCGAGGAAGCUCUGUGGAUCAGGAGAACUGUACUGAGAUAAACUGA
This is a messenger RNA of Fragaria vesca subsp. vesca, 1602 nucleotides long. RefSeq lists its product as uncharacterized. The record is from RefSeq and is a predicted model, not a curated record. Lineage: Eukaryota; Viridiplantae; Streptophyta; Magnoliopsida; Rosales; Rosaceae. The transcript is spliced from 7 exons. Bases 1 to 1602 code for a protein of 533 amino acids.